This is a messenger RNA of Amborella trichopoda, 2698 nucleotides long. The record is from RefSeq and is a predicted model, not a curated record. NCBI's taxonomy places the organism in Eukaryota, Viridiplantae, Streptophyta, Magnoliopsida, Amborellales, Amborellaceae.
UCUUGAGCGCGUAGAAAAGCUAAGGAAACAAGGAAGAGAGAGAAAGAGAGGAAGAGAGAGAAAGGAGGAGAAAAGGCAAAUCUGUAAUUACUUCUCUCUUGUGGCGGAUUCCUCUCUAUAUCAGACGUUAAUUUGGCCGGGAAAUCCUUUUUCCCUGCGAUUUGUGGCGGAUUCCUCUCUCUCUCUCUCUCGAUAUCAGCAACUUUGGCCGGGAAAUGCUUUUUUCAGGCGAUUUUCAAUGAUUCCUGUCAUCUUACGGGAGAGUUUUGAUUCAUUGUUCUAGGGUGAAUCUCCUGCCUUUUCCUGUGGUUUCCCGCCAGUUUGUCCGUUUUCUGACUUUUUAUCUGGCUGUGAGGGAUACAGAAAUCAACCAUUUUGAUGGUUUUCUGAGAGCAUUUGGUGGUUUUUCGGUUGGUUUGUGAGCCCUUAGGCAAUUUUCUUGAGGUUACUGGCCCAAUUGCUGCUGGAUUCGGCCUGAAUAUCUUUUAUCCUUUAUCUGGGAUUUCAGGCAGGGUGCCUUAGGGUUGUUCUUCUGAUUUCCUCUGAUUCGGUUUGUGCCCGAAUUUAACAAAUUCAGGCCGGUACUUACUGGAGUCCGGCAAUUAGGGAGAGUCUUCGAAAUUUUUCUCACUGGAAACCCUAAUUUUGCGCUCUCUAUGUGUUUCUGCACUGGUUCUUAGGCGAGUUUGGUUCCGGAUUUUGAAUCUUCCUUUUUCUGGCACCAGGGUUCUCUGUUUCAAAGCUUUCUCCUGAUAUCUUAUUGAUUGGUUUUUGUGGUUUAAGAGAUUACAAAUGUUGCUGAAGCUCUAUUUUCUUUCGCACUACAGAUCCAGAUAAGGGUUUUUCCAGCUUAAAAUCCACCAUAUACAGCGAUACAAAGGAAAUUUGAAGGACUGGUUUCCAAUUUGGAGGAUUUGGAUUUCACAAGUGCAAACAGUCACCGGUUAGCAGAAGUUGAAGCUUAGCGAAGAAAUAUGUAAUUUGUGUGCCAAGCAUUGGAAGCUUUGGAGAAUCAUUUAUACCUCAAUCCCUUUUUUGGAAGCCGGAGGUAAUGAAUGAUGACCCAAGUUAACUUCAAAUUUUGAAUGAAUCUUUCUGGCCUUCAAAGCCUGCUCUGUUUUUCUGGUAUUUAUUGGUGAUCAUCGAAGAUACUUUCCAAAAUUACUGAAUUGUACACUCUUUUUUUAGUCUCAUAGGAGUUGUGUGAAUUUCCUAUAGAGCACCCUGUGAACCUUGUUGACUCUACUUCUAGAAACGAGUCUUUAUUCUGGAUAAAGUGGCUGCUACUUCAGCCCAUAAAUGCAGACCAAACCCAGAAUCUCCCCUUCUUAUCCUAUCCCUGAAGACCACUUCGACAGAUUACCUGACUCUUUGCUCCUCAUCAUCUUCAACAAACUAGAGGACGUCAAAUCUCUUGGCCGAUGCUUUGCAGUCUCGAAACGAUUCAAUUCCCUUAUACCCGAAGUCCACAAUGUGCUGGUAAAGUUCGAUUGUGUAAUCUCAGGAACAGAUGAUGAUGACCCCAACUCUUCUAUUCUCCCUAGACCUAGAAACCUCUUCUCCCAUUUCUUCAAACUCAUGCUUGGUGCCUUUCUAAAGCCGUUCCAUAGCCUUCGAACUAACAACAACAAGCCUCUUUUCCCUCAAUUAGCUCACCAUUCACCAGCCCAAGUCCUUAGAAAUUUCCACCAUGUCCACCAUCUUCGGAUUGUACUUCCUACUGGUGAUCUUGGAACCGAUGAUGGGGUCCUCCUCAAAUGGAAAGCUGAAUUUGGAAGCACCCUUCAUAGUUGUGUCAUUUUAGGGGGAACCAAGAUGGAGAAGAAACCUGUUUCAGACCAUGAACCCCUUGAUGACAAUGGGAGCUUCCCUGAAUCUUUCUACACAAAUGGGGGGUUGAAAUUGAGAGUGGUUUGGACCAUAAGCUCACUCAUCGCAGCCUCAGCUAGGCAUUACUUUCUUCAACAAAUAAUUCGGGAGCACCCAACUUUGAAGAGCCUGGUUUUGACCGAUGCAGAUGGGCAAGGGACAUUGAGUAUGGGUAUUGAACAGUUGAGAGAGUUCAGAGAGAAGCCAUUAGCUGCUUCUGCGGGUUCUAGCCGAACCCAAGUUCCAGCAUUGAAUAUGAAGUUGAGAUAUGCUCCUUAUUUGGAGUUACCUGAUGGUAUGGGGAUGCAAGGGGCCACUUUGGUGGCAAUUAAGCCGUCCGGUGAGCUGGGGAGUGGUGGGAAUAGUAAGAGAGAAGCAGAGGCUUUUGUUUGUGGAGCUUUUGAUGGGCCCUUUAAGGCAGCAGUGAAGGCGCUUGUGAAGAGGCGGACAUAUCUGUUGGAGAUGAACUCAUUCUAGUUUGAGAGGCAUACACAGUUUUGCUUGGGUUAUGAGGUAUCCAUGUGCCUCUCUCUCUCUUGUUUUGUAUAUUCGCUGUGGUAACGGUUCGUUUACAUACACACAUACUUAUAGUCACAUUCAAAAUUGCUUGUAUUCUUUGUGCGUCUCUGCGCAUGUGUGUGUGAAAGAGAGAGCAUUGUUUUGCUAAUUCUCGUAUGCGGCGAGCUGGUUAUGUCUAGUCUACUGGUAUAGGAAGAUUGACCUCAGACAGCGAUGUAGGUUUUGAAGCUUAAUUCUGUUGUGGGCAUCCUUGUGUACAUAUUAAAUACUUUCACUUUGUUUUUCUUUGAAUGAACAGUAAAAUUUAGUC